Hipposideros armiger (great roundleaf bat) is the source of this 3338-nucleotide messenger RNA. It is a transcript of the gene TMCO2, whose product is annotated as transmembrane and coiled-coil domains 2. The record is from RefSeq and is a predicted model, not a curated record. Gene Ontology annotation, cellular component: nucleus. Lineage: Eukaryota; Metazoa; Chordata; Mammalia; Chiroptera; Hipposideridae. Bases 2354 to 2908 code for a protein of 184 amino acids. The transcript is spliced from 2 exons.
GGGUUGGAUAAGAAAGCCAGAACCAAGUAUUUUAGUGCCUUGUAACCAUGUUCUAGAUUUUUAGUUUUGUUUGAAAGGCAACAGAGAACCUAUCAAAGGCUUGGAGGUAAGCGUUUCAUGUCAUAAGUUUUCGUGUAUAAGUCAAAAAGUCCUAAUGGCAUGAUGUGGAUGACCACUGAGUAUAUGUGACAGUGAUGGCUGACUGGCUGGCUGGAUAGGUUGAUGGAUGGUACCAUGUCAAGGUGGGCUGAGACGCUUUUUAUAGUGAUAAAUUCUUGGUCAUUGGAGGUUUUCAGCUGUCUAUAAGUGGGGAAUCAAAUGGGUUUUUUGGCCUAGAUUCUCUUAAAGGCACCUUAUAUUGAUAUUUACAAUACCUUGUAUUUGGUCAUAAACAUCACUACAAAUAAUAGUUGCCCUUAUUUAUAUGUGUAGCAUGUACAGUUCUUUUACACAAAUUAUUGCAUUCUCACUACAGCUCUACAAGGUAAGAAUUACUCCCACUUUACAAAUGAAGAAUUGAGCCCCAGAUUAAGUAAUUUGCCCAAGGUAACAAGGUUAGUGACUAGUAGAGGCAAAAUUUGAACCCAGUUCCACUAUACUCCCAGAGGCCUGUCCUCAUAUCAGCUGCUCCGUAAAGCUUCUGUACAAAUUAGUACACAAAUGAUAAUAGGCACUUGAUGAAUAAACAAUUGAGGCUAUUAAGAUGUUUGGAAUUCUUCCAGGGAAUGUCGCAUCAACUUAAAAAUAUUUUAGUGCCUGCUAUGUACCAAGCACUAGGGAUACGGUAGUCAAUAAAAUGGGCAUGGUCCCUGUCUUCCUUGAGUUUACAAUAGGGAAGACAGAUAUUAAACCAAAAAUUGCACAAAUAACUACAGCUGUGUUAAGUGCUUUGGAAGUAUGUGUAUAAGGUACCAUGUAAUGGGGAUCUAAUGUAGUGUAGGGAGUCUCAGGUGAUGAUGCAGUUGUCACAACCAUAUCUUUCUCCAAAAAGUUUCUGGUUACCAUUCUUGAAUGGUUUCUAACCUGUGUUUAACCUAUUACAGUCAAAUCCUAAGUCUUAUCUGAGUAACUUUCAGUCCUUGCUUGAAAGGAUUCUGGCUAGUUGAUCACUAGCUGACUGGGUUAAACAUCAAUAGCAGCCACUCCUAAACCAUUUCGCCCUGUAUUUCCAGCCGCAUUCUAGACUCCAUUUUAUGGAUGUGUGUCUGACACCUUAAGCAACUUAGCAUAGGUCCCCUUCCUGCAAAAACAAAAAUUAUUCCCCACCAGCCUUCCCUGUUCCUGUUGUUUCAGUCAACCAGAAUGAACAACUUGAAAUAGCAUCAUACAAUAUUUUCUAAACAUUGUCAUAACGGACCCUUUUUCACCUUCCUUAUGGUGCCUCUUCUUGAUGCAAACCCUCUGUUGGAUUCUUGCUGUCUUUGUAACUAAUCUCACUGUUUAGAUUAUAUACUUGUGUAUGAACUGUCUUUUUUUCAUGUAAGCUUUUUAUAUUUUCAUACCUCCUUGCUGAGUAGGUGGAUACUACUCAGUAAAUAAUUGAUUUGAUGACAUGUCAAACAGUGCAACAUGCUAGUAUUUACAAAGUGCUUAGAAAAUUAGGCCAUUUGUUUCUGAUAGAAACCUUGUGAAGAAGGUGGAAUCCCCCUCUGGAAACAGAUGAGCAAAAUGAGGAUCAGAUAUGUUAAAAGCCUCAAAGAUCACAAUUUCUAAACAAUAGUGAGCUAUGAAAAUGGAAUGCUACGAAAUGAUCCAGUAAUAACCUCCCUCCACAUUGACAAACUCAACUAUCCACUCUUUAGUAAAGCACCCUCAAAAUCCUAUCUCCACAAAUCUCCAGGUAGCUUCAAUUUUCUCAUUUGUUACAUGAAAAUAAUUCCUGUCCAUUUCCAUGGAUUCUUUGAACAUGGUCCAUAUCUACACUGGCCAAGAAGGUUGCCACUAGCUACCUGUGGCUACUUAAAGUUUAAUUAAAAUCAACUAAAAUGUAAAAUUCAGUUCCUCAGUCACACUAUCCACCUUUCAAGUGAAUCGUGGCUACCAUAUUGGACAGGGCAGAUAUAGAACAUGCCCAGCUUUGCAGCAAGUUAUAUUGUACAGUGUGCUGGGCUAGAACUAGGACUUGCCCAAGAUCACAGAAAGCAAUAUGCCUGAAAUGAAAACCCCAGCCAGUUGGUUUUGAGUGAGAAGGUUCACUAGGUGAGUGGGAAGCAAGCUGACCUUUGGAGCUGUGACAUCACAAAGCACAGCUCCCAGUGGCUCCAGAAUGCCUGGGCUCCCACCCAGGCCACUCGCGCUAACUCAGAUAUGAAGCCUCUGCACAUGUAGCUCCUGAGGCUGCUGUCUUACUAAAAUGUCAACAUUUUCACCUUCAUCUAUCUGGGACCACAUUCUAGAUUAUGUCUCUCUGAGCUCAAUAUGGAAUUGGCUACAAGCAACUCUUCUGGGAGAGACUAGAACACCUCAACAAACCAGUUUGGGGCUACUAGAUUAUUUGGCUUCAGCUGUGCAAGUUAUCCUGGGGAUUUUCUUUGUUGUUUUCUUGGGAGUAGGACUAUAUGCCUUAUGGAAACGAAGUGUUCGGUCAAUUCAGAAAAUAUUGGUGUUUAUAAUCACACUCUACAAACUUUACAAGAAGGGCUCAGAUUUUUUUCAGGCUUUGUUGGGCAACCCAGGAUUUAGUCUCCCAACUGAAGACAAUAAUAAUUUGCUCCUGUCCUUGGGUCUGCAAGAUAAAAUUUUGAAAAAACUUCAGGCAGUGGAAAACAAAGUGAAGGACCUGGAGGGGAUGAUCAUUUCCAAAAAAUCUGCUACGAAGAGGGAUUGUUCCUCCGAUCCCGACUGCAGCUGCUCUGACUGCCAGAGCCCCUUGUCCACAUCUGGGUUCACUUCCACAUCUGAAAUGUGAUGGACUUCAAUCUUUUCCAAAAAAGCACUUUUCCCCUCAUGUGUGCAGUGGUGUAUCAAUAAAGAUAGAGACCUAUAUAGAAAUUACUCUGCAAGGACUGGCUCUCUAUUCAGUAGGGUCCCUCUUCUACUUGUGUGUGUGGUGGGGCAAAGUGGGGAAUAGUGGUGCCCACUCUGUAGGCUGGAGACAGUAAGCAGCCAUAGAGUAAAGGCUAACCAAACUGGAAUCCAUAAAAGGGGGGAAAGAGAGAAUGGUCAGGGAUAUGGCCUUGUUGGAUUGGAUAUAAUAAAACCAGCAAGAAAAUGCUGUUUAAAGGUAAUGCUGUGGACUGUCUUGCAGAGGUAGGCUGGCCCUUGUGCUGGUCUUUGACCUAAAGGUUAAAUAUUUGGCCCAGGAAUCUCCCUGCAUUAGUUACUCAGAGGUAGGCAAG